AAAAAAUAAAUUCAAUUAAUAUGCUUGUGUUAGCAACACUAAAAUUAAUUGUAACUUCAAGAUUUACGUUUGCAUGAAAAUAAGGGAAGUCCCAGUUUAAAAUUUUAUUUCGUGUUAUACACACGUAUACUUAGUUCAAUAUCGCCACGUAAGCAUCAAAGUUUAUAUCAGUUUGUCACGAACAUUGUUUGGUUGUGUCACGUAAAAUAUGUUGGUCCUGUUAAUUUAACAAACUAAAUAUAAGUAAUGUCACUUAAAGAGGUUUUCACGGCACGGCCGUAUCAAUUGGAAAUAUUGGAAAAUAUUGUGAAAGAAAAUGGAAUUGUAUAUUUACCAACUGGAGGAGGAAAAACAUACAUUGCUGUACUCGCAAUACAACGUUUUUCGAAAGCAUUGCAGAAAAAAGUUGAAGAUGGUGGUAAACGUAUCAUAUUUAUGUGCAACACUGUCGAAUUGGUGCUGCAACAAGCUAUUGAACUUAAAAAACGUACUAAUUUAAACAUUGGUGUGUACGUUGGAACACGUCAGAUAGACAACUGGUCUAAUACUGAUUGGACUUUAGAAAUUGCUGAACAUCAGGUUUUAGUCGGAACUGCUCAAGUUUUUUUAGAUGCAGUUAUGAAAGCCUAUAUACGAAUUAAAGAUUUAAGUCUUGUAAUCAUAGAUGAAUGUCAUCACGCAACUAAAGCGCAUCCUAUGCACGAAUUUAUGAAACUUUAUUCUGCAGAAGAUAAACAGAAUAAGCCAAGAGUUGUAGGACUUAGCGGUGUUUUACUUAAAGGGAAUAAGAUGAAAGAUGCUUUAAAGGACAUAAUUGAGUUAGAACAAGUAAUGCAUGGUAAUAUUAUAACUGUGAAAAGCUAUAAGGAUUACCAAAAUGUUUUAUUGUACUCAGCUGUGCCAUUAGAAAAGAUGGUAUCGUAUAAUUCUGCUAGUACUACAAAUCAAAUAAAUGAUGAAAUAAGAAACGAAAUCGAGUGCCUCAGUAAUUUUAUAGACUCUUGGGAUAUUGGAGAACAGCCAAUAAAAUUGUCUAAAGGCUUACUAAAAGAAAAAUCGCCGAGUAAGAAAAAAUUUUGUAAAAAUCUACUGCAAGAUUUUUUAUUUCAAAUGGAUAACUUUGGAUUAUAUGGGGCAUCAGUGGCAAUCCUGUCUACAAUUUUAGAAUUUGAGAUUAAAAAGAAGACUUCCGAUACAAUACAACUUAAAACAUUGUUUCAUAUAUUAGUAAACAAAUGUGAAUACAUAUUGCAUUUUAUUGAGAGUAAAAUCCAUGCCUUUUUGAAGGUCAAAAAUUUACCUGCUACUUCGAUGCAUUCGGAUGAAGUCAUAAUGCAUUUUGCAUCAUCUAAGUUGAUUUCAUUACUGAAUUAUGUAAAAUCAACUUUUGGCAAUAAGAAUUUUGAAGAUAUUUCCUGCUUAUUAUUCGUACAAAGACGAUUUAGUGCUAAAUGUUUGAGUUAUAUACUUCGUGACUAUGUAAAAUCUCGACCCUUUUUAAAUAAUGUAAUAAAAACAGACUUUAUGAUUGGUAAUAGUGCCAUAAUGUGUGGAGUUGAAAAUACACUCGAAUCAAAGUGGAACAAAAAGGUAAUGGAACGUUUUCGCAACAAGGAAUUUAACGUGCUCGUCUGCUCAAAUGUUUUGGAAGAGGGCAUCGAUGUACAAACUUGUAACUAUGUGCUAGUAUUUGACCCGCUACAAACAUUUAAUUCAUAUAUUCAAACGAAAGGACGAGCUCGUAGUAACGGUUCGACAUAUGUUGUUUUUUGCUCUGAAGAUAAGCAAACAGCAACAUUGAAAAAAAUUGCUGUUUAUCGUGAGGUUCACGAAAAGCUAAAAAACUAUCUUAUAAAUCGGACUGUUGAUUUUAAUCUUAAUGAAGAAUUCAUUGAAAAACAUUUUAAUGAAAUCAUACCGCCACUCGUAGCACCAAAUGGCGCAAUGUUACUGGCAUCAGCAGCCAUAAGCCAUGUUUAUAGAUAUUGUCAGUCAUUGCCCUCAGAUAUGUUUACAAUUUUAGUGCCGAUGUUUGAAAAGUUGCCACAAACAAAUAACGGCGAUAAUAUCGUAGCAAUUACUUUACCAACAUCAUCAACUGUAAAGGAAAAAAUAUAUAGCGAUCCGAUGGCAGAUGUUAAACUAGCUAAAACAUCAGCUGCCAUCAAAGCUUGUAAACUUCUGCUUGAAAAUGGGGAAUUAAAUGACAAAUUUUUGCCAUUGACUAAGAAUGAAUGUGUUUCAAACAUCAGCCAACAUUUCUUUGAACAUUGGAAGAAAUUUAAUGACAACGUUAAUUCCAAAUUGGUUGGCAAACAAAACAAACGUGUUUACGAUCGCAUUAGUCCUGAUGAGUUAUAUAAUGCAAUGCCUACAGUUGGUGAAAAAUGUUACGCGUAUGAGAUUGUAAUUAAACCGGACCCUAAUGAUAAAUUUGACCAUAAGAAUUAUCGUGUACCAUUACUAAACAGCAGGAACAAUUAUGCUCUAUUAUUGAAAAAUCGCUUACCACGCUUAGCUGACAUGCCAUUGUUUACGAACCAAGGUCGGCUCAUAUGUGAGUUAUCAAAUGAACCGUUGGAAUUCACAAUUGGAAAUGAAAAGGAACUGGAAUUAUUACGUAAUUUCCAUGUGACGAUAUUUCGGGAUAUAAUUAUAAAAAAACGCUAUUGGAAAUCGUUCAUGGCAAUGGAUCGGCGUAAUAAAGAAAAUGCUUAUCUAAUAGUUCCUCUUAGCGAAAAGAUUAUCAACUGGAGUCUGGUAAAAAAAUUUCAACGUUUAAGUAGUCCACGACCGCUCAAUAUCCACGAGCGAAAACAACAAGUUUAUCAUCCGAAAGAUUUUAUAGGAAGUGUUGUAUCGAAAUGGUAUGCAGAGGAUGAUGAGCAAAAAUAUCUUGUUAUAAAUGUGCUAGAAAAUAUGAAUCCUUUAAGUCCCUUUGAUCUGAAAAAUAAUAGUAUUUAUAAUAAUUACGUUGAGUUUUAUGAAAAUAAAUACAAGAAUAGAAUUGAGAGUAUAGUAAAUAAAAAUCAAUUUUUGUUAGAAGUUAAGCCACUCACUUCUCGUCGAAAUUUUUAUAUUAGCCAAGUUGGAAAAAAUUAUAAAAAUAAAAAAGAGCAGAUGGAAGUUUUGAUACCGGAAUUAUGCCAUAAUUAUAAAUUUCCCAAUGAGUUAUGUCUAAAGGCUGUAUUUUUGCCAAGUAUAAUACAGCGCUUACAUUUUAUGUUACAUGCUGAACAUAUUCGAGUACGAAUUGAUAAUUUUUUACUAAAACGAACAAAUUCAGUCCGUAAUCUGAGCAGAGAAUACCGGCCUAAACCGCUAAUAAUUGAUUAUUCGUUGCGUAGGAAUGUAGAUCCUGAUGGCAAUGCAAUAGAAAUGGAGGAGAGAUUUCCGAAACAAGUUCUGACAUUAGAAGCCAAAUCAAGUGGUACUUUGAAGUAUAAUGAAACAUUUCAUGAAGAUCAAACAUCUUGGAAUGAGUAUAUUGAGCCAAUUGAUAAAGAUCGUUCCUUAUCUGACAUUUAUCCUAUAGAAAUUAGUUACUAUAGCCACUUCAUUAGAUCGGACACUAUAUCCUCUAAUUCUGUUAAAUACUGGGAGGAAAUGUACAACAAAUCUCAAUUAAAAAUGCCAGUUUUAAAAACAUCUGAUAUUGGCCCGAAAUUUCAGACCAAUCCUUCAAUUUGUGAUGCUGGAAUAGAAGAUAAAUGUUUCAUUAGUAUAUUGGAACGUUCCUUUGACAAUAUGUCCGAUAUUAUUGUCGAGCAGUACGAAUUUGUAGCUGCUCUUACAACAUCUGGUGCAUCUGAAAUUUACGAUAUGGAGCGGUUCGAGUUAUUGGGUGAUUCGUUUUUAAAGUUUUCGAUUUCACUCUUUUUGAUAAAACAAUUUCCGCAAUGGCACGAAGGUUUUUUAACUGCGGUGAAAUCUAAAUUCGUUUCAAAUCGUAAUUUGGUAUAUUGUAUGUUACAAACUGAUAUUCCAAAACGGAUUAAUUCCAAAUUACUUGACUUGGACGAGUGGCUACCGCCAUUGUUAAGUCUUCCAGAAAAUCUUUUGGAAUUUCUACACAAAAGAAUUAAUGCUUGCAAAGGAAUCGAAAACUCAAGUAUUUAUGGGAUUGAAUUGAGUGAUGAAGAAUUUGAUACCAGCAUAUGUUCCGAAUAUAAACUAGAUGAGCUCAAAAAAUUUUAUUGUCAAGAAGAAGAAAAACUUGAAAACUGUCUUAGUUUAGAUAAUGACAUUAAUUCGUAUGUGUAUAAAGAUGUAAUGCGUGAUAAAGUUGUAGCUGAUACUUUGGAGGCAUUACUUGGAGUUUGUGUCAAAAACUAUGGUAUUCACAAAUCCUUUAAUAUGCUAGAGUUUUUUGGUAUUAUUAAGCCUGCUCCAAAUAUGCAUUUGUCGGAUUUAUUGGAAUUAAAUUUAGUUAGCCCAUUGCUGCGUACAAAUAUAUCGUCAAGGGAAGUGGACGCAUUUUUAAUUAAUUAUCAGGAUUUGGAAUACAAUCUUGGUUAUAAAUUUAAGGAUCGUGCAUUUUUAUUGCAAGCACUUACACAUCCUUCGUAUCCAACUAAUCGUAUAACUGGCAACUACCAAGAACUAGAAUUUAUUGGUGAUGCGCUUUUAGAUUUUUUAGUAUCCUGCUACAUAUUUGAACGCAAUACAAAUAUGACACCUGGCAUGCUGACCGAUUUAAGAUCAGCAUUAGUCAACAAUAUAACUUUGGGUUGUGUUUGUGAACGCCACAGAUUUCAUUUGUUUAUAAAAUAUGAAAAUCAGGCUUUGAGCGAAGCGAUUGUGAGAUUUGCCAAUUAUCAAGAGAGCCAAAAUCAUUCUAUAACUAAUCAACUAAGAAUAUUAUUAGAAGAAGAAGAUGUAGUUGAUGAUGAAUGCACUGGCGUUACAAAAAUGAAUCUAUCUGAAAAAAUUGAAGUACCCAAAGCUUUAGGUGAUGUUGUAGAAGCGCUAAUAGCUGCUGUAUACUUUGAUAGCCGUGAUUUGAAACAAACGUGGCAUGUAAUAUACCGAUUACUUCAGAAAGAGAUAAACGAGUUUGCAAAUAACACACCGUUGGAUCCAGUACGAGAAUUACUUGAAAAGCAAGUUAAUGCUACAUUUAGUAAAGCAAUUACUGAUAAGAAUGUAGUUAUGGUAUCAUGUGAGUUUACUUGCUUAAGGCGUAAGGUGGAAGUUUGUGGUUUCGCUAGUAAUUCUCAGCAAGCCAAAAAAGCAGCUGCGAAGCAUGCGCUGCAAUAUCUAUGCAAACAUUCUAAUUAAUAAAUGCUUUCUGUGCUAUUUUUUGUCUUUAGUAUAUAAAAACAAACACGAAUAAUUACCAUUUUUACAUUUUUACCAUAUUUAUUACAGGAAUCUCAUUACUGUAAUAAAAC
Molecule: messenger RNA, 5393 nt
Organism: Teleopsis dalmanni
Lineage: Eukaryota; Metazoa; Arthropoda; Insecta; Diptera; Diopsidae
Product: endoribonuclease Dicer
Exons: 9
Coding region: 247-5280 (1677 amino acids)
Biological process (GO): pre-miRNA processing; siRNA processing; apoptotic DNA fragmentation
Cellular component (GO): cytoplasm; nucleus; RISC complex
Molecular function (GO): RNA binding; protein binding; ATP binding
Source: RefSeq, a predicted model, not a curated record